Messenger RNA from Ectocarpus sp. CCAP 1310/34, 2877 nucleotides. The record is from the annotation of a GenBank genome assembly. Lineage: Eukaryota; Phaeophyceae; Ectocarpales; Ectocarpaceae.
AUGGCGUCCGCAGCUCUCAUCACGAUUCCCAUGCAACGUGGGUUUGUGCCUGUUGAUGGUGAUGAUGCGAGCUUCCCUGUAUGGGUCACUCUGACACGGUUCUUGAUGCAAAAGUCUGGCCUCGGAAAGACAAUGUCGGGAAAAGAACAACCUCUGGAAGCUCUGACGGGAGAUGAAGCCCCGGACGAACGGGCGGCGCAUGCCACUGCGAUGGAGCAAUUCGCAGAGAGAAAUGGCGAGCUGUACAUGCGGCUUCUGAUGUCGACGUCCGACGGCGCAGGAGGGUUCUCCCGCGCGGCAUCACAGGUGGUACAGAGGUACUGCCACAACUCCAAAGAGCACGAGUGGCACAACUGCCCGCUUCGCCUUUCGCAGGAGGCGGAAGAAGCCAAGGGACAGGCUUCUCAUGUCACGCAGGAGUCGACCACGCAGGCGUGGUUUACGCGGAUCGAGGGACCCAGCAGCCAGCUGGAGGACUUCGCGAUUGUUAUCGGAGAUGACACGCAGGUGCAGACGGAGCCUGAUGACUACAUGCGGGUGCAGAAGGCACCUGUUGUUGCGGCGCUGCCGGAAACGCGCGCCGCCAACAACCCGCAGGUGCAGGAUGUGCCUGCUGCGGUGCUGCGUGAUGAGCGCGCCGCUGGUGAUGUGCCGGUGCAGGCGGUGCUUGUGGCGACGACUCACCUUCAGGCGGAGGAGGCGUCUGAUGGAACAGAGUAUGUCGCGUAUACCGUGUUUCAAGUGGAACCGGUGUACCGCACCAAGGUCGACGCUGAUAUGUGGCAUCGUAGAAUGAGCCAUUGCCACCCACGUGCUCUGCAGCAGCUGGCGGAAAAAGCGACAACCGGAGUGAGGUACAACCGGAACAUCGAACCAGGUGACUGCGGGGUUUGCGCGGUUGGCGACAGCAAGAAAGGUAGCCACCCCCCGUCGAAUCGCACUCGAGCCACGACUCGGCUUGAGAUUCUGAGCGCCGAUGUGUGGGGGCCGCACCCUGUCAAGUCGUCCGGCGGUUGCCAGAGUGCCGGUAUGUUUACUGAUCACCUUUCUCGCAUGAGGUUUGGCUUUCUCCUGAAGACGAAAAAUGGGGUGGCGGAGUCGCUCCAAGAGCUUAUCCAGAACGAAGCGGAUAUUUUGGGGACCUGCAUCGGCAAGGUGCACUGCGAUGGCGGAGCAGAGUUCAAGGGCAGGUUCCAAGCAUUGUGUGAGUCAAUGGGGAUCAAGGUCGAUAGUAGCCCUCCCUACGUCCCGCAAGGGAACGCCAUCGCCGAGCGUGGAUUUGGCACCAUCAUCGGAACGGCGCGCAAGCUACUCCUGGGAGCACCGCACCUUCCAGGCUAUCUGUGGGGCGAAGCAUUCCAUACAGCUAUCUACCUCAAGAAUCGCACACCUACGGAGGUUCUGGGCGGAAAGGCCCCACUUGAGCAUGAGGAAGCGCGACUCCGGAACACCAAGCUGUCAGCUAGGGCCAAAAAGAUGUAUCAUGUGGGGUACAACACUAAAAAUAGGACAUACAGGCUGUGGGAACCGGCGGAGCCCCUCGAGAUCACAAACUCCGCUGAGGUGUCCUUUCGUGAGAAAGAGACUCGCGACGUGGUCACACCCAAGAAAUGGGUCUCCAACGCACCGGAGGGGAUGAAUCUGCAUACGACGGAGGAGGCGUACGAGCGGACUGAGCAUGCCCUGAUGACGGGUAGUGUGCUCGACAACAUCGGGACUGGUCGCCCCGGUGAGGCGAGCUACAGGCCUGCUGAUCCCGCAAGCUAUGACGCAGCGGUCAACGGCAAGGAGGGAGCCCUCUGGAAAGAAAACGUCAGCGACGAGGGAAUGACGGCGUGGCGGUUCGCGCGAAAACUCGUGUGGUGGUGCAAGGCUUUUUACGAAGCUGAUACGGGGGCCGACAAGGCGGCGCCGGUGGCGUCCAUGGAAUCCGUACACAUGGUGUUAGCAGUUGUUGCCCACAACCAUCUCGUCCUGAAGCAAGCGGAUAUCAAGACGACAUUUCUACAUGCCAGAAUCCCCGAGGAGGCGGAGCCUACAUACGCCAUACCGUCGAAACGAUUCCCGUGUUCGCCGGGUCAAGCUAAACUAGUCUGGCUUCUCAAGGCGUGGCUCUAUGGCCUGCGCCUCUCUCCGAAGGGAUGGAACGGUACUUUUCAUGUCUUUCUGCUGGAGCUUGGCUUUGUGCAGAGCACCGCAGACCCGUGCCUUUACUCACUGCAAGACGGAGAAGUACUUCUGCUUGUAUACGUGGACGACAUCCUGUUCACCGGCACCAAUGAAGAUCUGGUGACGACGGUAAUUUCGCGGCUGAAGGAAAGGGCGUCCACCAAGGCCGUGCUGGCUACGUUCAACAUGGCUGACGCACACCCGACGAAGACGCCGGCUGAGGUUGGGCCGAUCACCACGGCGGAGGAUGAAGUGCUGUCGCCAGAGGACACCAAGAACUUCCGGUCGGCUACGGGUUCGGUUCUUUACCUUUGCAGGGGAACGAGGCCGGACAUUGCACACUCAGUGUUGGUGCUUACCAGGAGCAUGGCGAAACCGGGACCGGAGGCGAUGGCCAAGCUGAAGCGGCUGCUUCGGUACCUUAAGGGGACCACCUCCAUCGGAAUCACGUACAGCGAGGAUGCCGAGGAUGGAGACAAAAUAACGGCGUACGCUGACUCGGACUUCGGAGGUGACCUAGACGACCGGAAGUCGACUACAGGGAUCGUUCUAUUCCUAGCCGGUGGACCAGUGGGCUGGAGGGCGGCUAAACAACCGCUGGUGGCCGCCUCAUCGGUAGAGGCGGAGUACGUGGCGUUGUCCAAGGCUUGCCUUCCGGCACCUUCUGAAGACAAUAAACCGUGCCCAGAAGGAGGCAACGGUGCUUGA